ACCAUGCCAUUUCAGUUUAUGUUACGUUGCAGAACAAGACUCGUACAUGCGCGACGCUCCCUGGCUUUACCAAACGGCCGCUGACUGGAUGUCGAUGGCCUGAGAGGAGGAGUAUCUGUUGCAGUAACAACAUCCUGGAUAUUGGAGCCUGGCGGCGCACACGGCUACAGGAAUCGCGGCGAACGAAAAUAUACAGGAGGCGGUGUUAAUCGCGAAGGAUUCAGUCUACCGAUGCAGGGACAUUAACAUGAACUUGCCAACUUGUUCUUUCGGGCAUUAAUUGCGGAUUUAUGGUCCACGGCGCCGAUUUAUCCCGAGGCACCGACAAGGUGAUGCGGCGGUGGCAGGACGAGAUCGGUCCGCUACACGGCUGCCAGCUAAAUGCCUUUACUGGAGGAAAAAAGGCGCAGCACACGUCCGGCAGAGGCCGGCGUAAUAUAUUACUAAAAUAGCGCAUUAUGUAGAGGAAAUUAACGCUGUCCAUAGUGUGUAAUUUACAGCCAGUACUUGCGAUUAACCAGUUUUUAUUUUCGUUAUCGUAUCGGCUGGUCAGUUUGGCUCUGGAUAACGUUAACGUUCGCCGUCUCCGGUUGAGAGACGCUGCCACGGCAUUAAGCAGAUCGGGCCUGUGCUGAACACAGUCUCCAGGGCAUUUCCCGUUUAAUGUAACGGAAACUUUUAAGUUUACCUUCAACAUAAACGACCGAGCGGAGAGAAUACUUCCAGUGCUGUAACAUUAUCAUUUGGCCGAUUUCGUUGUGUUUAGGGAGCUUAUGUUUCUCAUUUGCCCUCUCAAGCUGUUUUUGUAUCGAUAAAUGAUCAGUGUGUAGCUAGUUUGAGAUAAAUAAUACCCGACACUGGCGAGGGCGGACUCGCCAUUUAUCGUGAAGAUAACGACUCGACGCAUCCCGCCUUGACAUCAAGAAGCAUUUGCAUCAAAUCGAGGAUCAUGGAUCAGAAUGAUAAAAAGACCCGCACGUUUUUUUUAGACUAAGAGGAAUCUGUUUUUCUGAUCUGCAGAGCAACCUAACUUUCUAGGAGACAAACAGAUGUUCAGCAGCAACCUCGUGUUCACCACGAUGAGAUAGUGUGGCAGACGCAAAACCAAAGCCUUGACCCUUAUCCCGCCAUAUUCCAGUCUUAUCAAAACAUGACCACUCCGGCUCUUUUGCCACUCUCGGGACGUAGGAUACCCACCCUCUCGCCAGGUGCCUCCUCAUUCCCCCACCAUAGAGCCACCUUACGGCUCUCAGAGAAGUUCAUACUCCUCCUCAUCCUCAGUGCCUUCAUCACAUUGUGCUUUGGAGCGUUUUUCUUCCUGCCGGACAAUUCCAAACACAAGCGGUUUGACUUUGGCUUGGAGGACGUGUUGAUACCGCACAUCGAGGCGGAGAAGGAGACGAGGCACAGCGGCAGACAAGUAAUACACGGUGUGGGGGCGCACGAUGAGUAUCGACACAGAGAGGAGGAGGAGAGCCUUCGUGACAAGAUCCGAGCGGAUCACGAGCGAGCUUUACAGGAAGCCAAGGAGAAGCUCCGAAAGUCCAAAGAGGAGCUGAAGGCAGAGAUCCAGACAGAGAAGACCAAGGUGGCUGAGGACCUGAAAAAGAAAGAUGGGCCCAAACCACUGCCACCAGUACCCAUGCCCAAACUCGUGGGGGUCAACGAUGGUGACCCUGGAGACCCUGAUAACAAGGAAAAGAGGGAUAAAAUCAGAGAGAUGAUGAAACACGCAUGGGACAGCUACAGGCAAUACGGCUGGGGCCACAAUGAAGUCAAACCCAUUGCCAAGAAAGGACAUUCCACUAAUAUCUUCGGUAAUUCCCAGAUGGGGGCCACCAUAGUAGACGCCCUGGACACCCUCUACAUUAUGGGCCUCCAUGACGAGUUUAAGGACGGCCAACAAUGGAUCGAACAAAACCUUGAUUUUAGUGUGAAUGCAGAAGUAUCUGUCUUUGAGGUCAACAUACGCUUCAUCGGAGGCCUUUUGGCUGCGUAUUACCUAUCUGGACAGGAGGUUUUUAAGGUGAAGGCUGUCCAGCUGGCAGAAAAGCUGCUUCCUGCCUUCAACACCCCAACAGGCAUCCCCUGGGCCAUGGUCAACCUGAAGACUGGUGUGGGCCGGAACUGGGGCUGGGCGUCAGCUGGAAGCAGCAUUCUGGCUGAGUUUGGGACUCUGCACAUGGAGUUUGUGCACCUGACAUAUCUGACAGGAAACCCUGCCUACUACCAGAAGGUAAUGCACAUACGCAAGCUGCUGGCUAAGAUGGACAGACCCAAUGGGCUGUACCCCAAUUAUUUGAACCCUCGUACGGGACGCUGGGGCCAACAUCACACCUCUGUGGGUGGGCUGGGUGAUAGUUUUUAUGAAUACCUGCUGAAAGCUUGGCUUAUGUCUGACAAAACCGACACAGAGGCUCGCAAGACCUACGACGAUGCCAUUGAGGCUAUUGAGCGUCACCUCAUCCGUAAGUCAAACGGCGGUCUUACUUUCAUCGGGGAGUGGAAGAACGGCCAUUUGGAGCGGAAGAUGGGUCACCUGACUUGCUUCGCUGGUGGCAUGUUUGCCCUAGGGGCUGAUGGGUCACCCGAUGAUAAAGCUGGACACUAUCUGCAGCUCGGAGCAGAGAUCGCCCACACCUGCCACGAAAGCUACGACCGCACUGUGCUGAAGCUCGGACCAGAAGCCUUUAAGUUCGACAGUGGUCUGGAGGCGGUGGCCGUGAGGCAGAAUGAGAAGUACUACAUCCUCCGACCAGAGGUCAUCGAGACGUACUGGUACAUGUGGAGGUUCACACACGACCCCAAAUACAGGCAGUGGGGCUGGGAGGCAGUGCAGGCCAUUGAUAAAUACUGCCGGGUAAGUGGAGGAUUCUCUGGCGUGAAAGAUGUCUACUCGUCCAACCCCACCUACGAUGACGUCCAGCAAAGCUUCUUCCUGGCUGAAACUCUCAAGUACCUGUAUCUACUUUUCUCCAGCGAUGAGCUGUUGCCUCUUGAGAACUGGGUCUUCAACACAGAGGCCCACCCCCUGCCCGUCCUGCACCUGGGCAACAUCACCCUGCCUGGCAGCGAGACCCAGCGGUAGAGUGGACUCUCCGAGGGGGCGCCCUCCCCCUCACUCGUCCCUUUUGUGUCCACGGUGAAGGAGAGGAGAGAACUUUCCCCACGUACCACAACCUCCUUCUGGACUGCAAAGGAUCUGACUGCAGUGAACGGAGGAGACCCAAACAGAUUUGACUCUCUUUAUCUACGUCUCUCAUAUAUUCUCUGAAGGACACACUGCUGGUUCAGCUCACAGCUUACAGUCACAUGACUGUGAGCGGAGCACUAGGGUCUUACACAUCCUAACCAACGUCCCUCACAGACAAACAAACAGCAUCGGUAUGAUCCCAUGGUUAAGCCGACAAAACGGACCUUCUAGAUGGAUGUGUGAUUCUCAUUGGGAAAAGGAUUUUGGCACAUUUGUUCUUUUUUGUUUGUGAGUUUGGCAGCGUUUUGUGUUAUCAGCUCAGUGCUAAAUCACAGGAAAAUGGGGGAUAAAUGUCUCUCAGAACAGACUGCCUUUUGGAACAACUCGCUCUCUGAGCUGGAACUACAGUGCUUUGGGCUUCUGGAAGACAGCGGAUGUUGGAUGUGACCUCCUGUGAAAUCACUUUCCAGCUGAGGUUCAAUUUGGGCCAGAAGCAGCCAGGGAUGAACUUUUCCUCUUCUCUUUUACCAGGAUUUCUCCCAUAAUAGUUGUAUCUCAAACACACACUGUUUGUAUGUCCAUCAGGUUGUAGUGCUUUUGGUUAAAGGUUAGUGGGUAAACCAAACCCCUCUGGUUAUUUGCAUACAGUACAUUUGCUGCUAUUAAACAGUUGCUGCCUGUGAAUCAGCUUCCACCUGUAUCAUCUGUUCAUUCCAGGAAUCUGCGUUUUCAUUCCCAACUUUCUUUGCAUCUAUUCUGAAUCGGCCAUGUUAAUAAUGUCAUUCAUUUGGCUUUUAAAGGUGGACAGGUGCAGUGUUUGGUUUAUCACAAAUGACAUUGAAUCAGUAAAACUUGUAUCAAGAGUAGUUUUAUAUUUGCUCUAGAUGCUAAUGCCGACGACUUUCAUGUUAACUUUUAUUUGUUGAGAUUGUCACUUUUUGGAAAAAGACCAGAUUCUUACAAUCAUCAUAGCCAACAGGUGAUCAAGAUUUUUUUACAGGGGUUGAGAAAAUAUACGGUUUCUGCCAUGAACCAGGAAACCCAGAAAAAUAUAAAAUCUGUAAAAUUAUGUUUGCAUUUAAGUUUAAAAUUAAGGGAUAUUUCUAAAGCCCAUUUGUGACUUGUCAUUCCUUUUACUUGGACAUGUUAUCAUUAAAUUCAAAUGCAGGAAGAUGUGAAUAUUUUAUGUAAGCUUUAAUCUGACUCAGAUGUUUCAGUCGUGGGAUUCAUCCUGGAAACACUCUUGCAGAAUAUUAGGAUCCCAGAGUGUGUUCUUUAAAAUACUUUGGCACGUUAUUUUGUUUGAUUCAACAAAACAUGCAGCAGAUUUCUUUUUUCUUAUUUAUUUUUGUUUAAUUUACCUUGAUAAAAAAUAUCAUGGAUUCUAUAACUUUAACAACGUGCUCAGACUUUUUUCCUAGUUGGGAAUUGCACAUCUUUAAACCCUGUCUGAAAAUAUUUUAUGUAAUAGAAAAAAAAAUAUUUUCAUUUCAUUCUCUGGUCUAAGAUGAUGUGUAUUCGGAUUAUGAAGGAAUCUGCUUGAGAACAAUUCUUUCAUUCCUUUGGUUUAUGCACCAAUUGAAUGGAUAUUGGGUGUCUCUGUCAAUGACUCCACUGAAGGGCCUUUCUGAUCGUAACCUUUUGCUUUAGUUCCUCCCUCCACUGUUGCAUAUUUUCAAUACUUUCAUCAAUUUCCACGAUCUUCUUACUUUUUCAUUCUGUAUCACUCUGGUCAUGUCUAAACAAUUCCUUUCCUCUAGAUGGCAGCAGUGGUAUAUUGCUGGUUCGGUUUCAUUGCUUUCCUUUCUCCCAAUAACAUCGCUUUGACUUAUGACAAGAGAAGCCCAGGCCAACAUUCUUCUCUGUUGUUGUUGGGUGGGUUUGGACAAGCUGUGUUCUGUAUUUGUAUUUUUACUGAACAAAAAAAGAAUAAUUGUAAAUAUGUUUAAAAUGCUACACAAAUUCAAUAAAGAUGUUUCAAAAG
Triplophysa dalaica is the source of this 5177-nucleotide messenger RNA. RefSeq names its product mannosidase, alpha, class 1A, member 2 (gene man1a2). NCBI's taxonomy places the organism in Eukaryota, Metazoa, Chordata, Actinopteri, Cypriniformes, Nemacheilidae. Gene Ontology annotation, biological process: carbohydrate metabolic process; N-glycan processing. Gene Ontology annotation, cellular component: extracellular exosome; Golgi membrane; endoplasmic reticulum. The record is from RefSeq and is a predicted model, not a curated record. Bases 1151 to 3088 code for a protein of 645 amino acids. Gene Ontology annotation, molecular function: calcium ion binding; mannosyl-oligosaccharide 1,2-alpha-mannosidase activity. The transcript is spliced from 14 exons.